This is a messenger RNA of Juglans regia (Persian walnut), 954 nucleotides long. RefSeq lists its product as uncharacterized. The record is from RefSeq and is a predicted model, not a curated record. Gene Ontology annotation, molecular function: nucleic acid binding; RNA-DNA hybrid ribonuclease activity. The transcript has 2 exons. Lineage: Eukaryota; Viridiplantae; Streptophyta; Magnoliopsida; Fagales; Juglandaceae. Bases 1 to 954 code for a protein of 317 amino acids.
AUGGAUGAGGUGAUGAAGCUUAUAAAGUCGUGUGGUAAUCAGUUGGCUGUAUGGAAUAGACAUUCAUUUGAUCAUGUGCAAAAAAUCAUUUUUCAAGCAAAACAGAACCUGUUAAGGCUUCAUGAAAAUGGCCAUUUGGGGAACAAUAGAGAGGAAUCUGAGAUAGCAUGGGCUGAGGUACAUAAAUGGCUUGAAAGGGAUGAGGUUAUGUGGAUACAAAGAUCAAAGGCUUUGUGGCUCAAAGAAGGCAACCGAAACUCCAAGUACUUUCACAUGAAGGCUUCACAAAGGCGAAAGAAGAAUAAGAUAGGAAAACUCCAAGAUGAAAAUUGGGUGUGGCAAGAGUUAGAAGGAAGGGAUAUGCUUGUCAUUGACUAUUUCAGAAAUAUGUUCACAACUUCAAGUCUGAGGGGCUCAUUGAAUUUUUUGGAGUCUCUAGUUGGUAGGGUGGAUAACAGUAUGAAUGAGGAGCUGAGCAAGGUUUAUUCUGCUAAAGAGGUGAAGGUAGCUCUACAACAAAUGAACCCCACAAAAGCCCCGGGCCCAGAUGGUAUGUCCCCAGUAUUUUUCCAAAAAUACUGGAAUAUGGUGGGUGAGCCCGUGAUUUCAGCAAUGUUGGAUGCAUUAAAUACAGUAUUAAGAGCUAACUCUCCGGAUCUCCGAGAACGGAGCGUUACACCCCCUCCAGUAGGUGUGCUAAAGCUGAAUGUCGAUGGUGCCAUUUUCAAAGAUCAAUAUAAAUCUGGUUUGGCUACAGUUUUGAGGGAUGAUCAAGGCAAUGUCUUAAUGGCAGCUAGCAAGGUUGAGAAUGUGGUGGAGGAAGCCGAAGCAAUUGAGUUAACUACUAUAUUUAGAGGCCUUCAGUUGUGCAUGAGUAUGGGAAUCUCAAAGCUUUUAGUGGAAUCUGAUUGCUUGUUAGUGGUGGAGGCUUUAAAGCAAAACAAUAUGGAGUGA